CCGGGUCGCGGUCGCGGCGGCGGCGGCGGCGGCUGCUGGACGGACCGAGUACGCAGACGAGAGCGAAGAGACGCGACCCCGCGCCCGCCCGGCGCUCCCGCCAUGGCGAUGCAUUUCAUCUUCUCAGAUGAGGUAGUCCUUCUGUUUGAUUUCUGGAGUGUCCACAGUCCUGCAGGCAUGGUACUCUCGGUGCUGGUGGUCCUGCUCCUGGCCGUGUUGUAUGAAGGCAUCAAGGUUGGCAAAGUCAAGCUGCUCCACCAGGCCCUGAUGAGCCUGCCCAGCCACCCCGACCAGCUCAUCGAGGAGGCAGACCGGAUGUCUGAAGGCUCAGAUUCACCCCCAGUCAGCAGAACCCACCACAGGUGGUUUUUGUGUCACUUUGGCCAGUCUCUAAUCCACAUCGCUCAGGUGGUCAUCGGCUACUUCAUGAUGCUGGCUGUAAUGUCCUACAACACCUGGAUAUUCCUUGGCGUGGUCCUGGGCUCGGCUGUGGGCUACUACCUAGCAUACCCACUUCUCAACAUGGUUUAGCAGGCGGGGGUAGAAGCACUAAGGGCUGGAGGGAGCUGGGGCCCCCCCUUUCCCCACACAUUGUACUUCCAGCCCCACGUCUGCUGUUUCUUCUGAUGGUUAUUCUGCACCUCAUACCCUAGCUCCUGGAAACUUUCAGGUAAAGCCAGCUCUUGUUCCCUGGAGUUCAGUGGCCAUUGCAGUUACCUCCUUCAGCCAGCCUGCAUAGGGCCCUGUCUUAGUCUUCUUAUGCCUAAAGAAGACUGCUAUGACCAAAGGAAGAAAGGAGAGAGCAGAAGCUAGGGCAGGGUUGCUGAGCCUGUGACUUCUCUGACUCAAAAUAUAAGAAUUUCCAAAGAUCUUCAAAACAGGGAGACAGCGUCUGGGUAACAAAUGGCAGGGAACCUGGACACCCUCUGCUCUCUUGAUUUGUGCCUUAUCUAAGGGAGCCUCUUCCAUGGGACUUCUUGGCCUCUUCUGUCUGCAGGAGACAGAGACCAGGCUAGCUCCUUUCCCUCACCUUUCUGCCUUUGGAAUACACAAAGAUUGUCUCUUCUAUGGAUCAUAUUGACAAACUGAAAUUUUUUGUUUUCCCAUUGAGCUGUUUGUUGACAAUUUUGUAAAUUAAUAUAAAUUUUUAAAUGAAAUUAAUUCAUUUUAUUCACAAUGGAUGGCAGCAUCUGCUGUUUCCCUUUCUUGGGGGGGGAGUAAGUGGUGGCAGAUUAAAGGGGGACAAGUCAAGGCUCCUGACUUAGCCUCUGAAUGAACUGAGUUCCUCCCAUCACACUGGGCUGCCGGCAGGAGGAAGACAGUCUGGUGGCCUUAUGUGUCUGGGAAGCUCUUUGUAGCCUUAAUGCCCCCUCUUAUCUUGAUCCUUCUUUUAUGCAGAACAGAGAACUGCAUUUAAUAAUAGUCAAUAUUUAAUAAUGCUAUUUAUUACUUACUGCUCAUCCAUAAUGAUCUAGUGGGGAAACAGGAUUGAUUCACUAAAAUAUUGAUUAAGCCACAGGCGUCAACUGAAGAUGCAAUAAACAGUCCAACCAAAGCCAUUACCAAUGUAGAAUUAGAUGGGACUCUCCUGGUAUCUGCACCUCUUCUCUUUACAGAGAAGAAAGAAGCAGGGAGAGAAAACCACUUGUCUCGGGUCACACUGCUGUAUACCGUAAUCUAUGCUCAAGUACCUCAUGGGCUGGAUGAAAAGACGGUCUUAAGCUUUGGGAAUUUAGAAAAAUACAUUUUAAUAAAUAUAUAUAUUUUUAAAAGUC
Molecule: messenger RNA, 1775 nt
Organism: Choloepus didactylus (southern two-toed sloth)
Lineage: Eukaryota; Metazoa; Chordata; Mammalia; Pilosa; Megalonychidae
Gene: SLC31A2
Product: solute carrier family 31 member 2
Exons: 4
Coding region: 103-531 (142 amino acids)
Biological process (GO): copper ion transmembrane transport
Cellular component (GO): membrane
Molecular function (GO): copper ion transmembrane transporter activity
Source: RefSeq, a predicted model, not a curated record